AUGGAUUUAAUCCUAACUGCAGAUAUAGGAGGAACAAAUGCCAGAUUCAAACUAAUCAAUUUCUCUAACUCCCCUCUUCCAUGAGUGAACAUGAGUGAACAAAAAAUUUUGUUCGCGCACGGAGGAGGUUAAUUUUUUUAAAAAAUGAAUUUUGUAGUAAAAUUUGUUUUCGAAAUUUAAAACAAAAUACUUAUUUCGCAAAAAAUUGGAUAGCAAAUAUUGAUUUAAUUUGCAAAAUUUAUGUUUUAAAAUGAUAGCUAUUUAAAAAUUAAACAGAAUUAGCUCGAGAUUUCAUUAUACUAGUUAUCACUUUAUAUAUAAAAAUAUUUUUCAUGAAAAUAUUUUUUUUUCGCUACGGCCAUGAAUUUUUACAAUAUUUAGGGAUUUUCCAAUGAUUUUGCUCUCUCACGGAUAGUAGGGGAGUAAAGAAAAUAUCGAAGAAAAAUCAAUUACUUAUUCCACUAAAAAUUACUUGUCAAUUACUGAUUGUAUUAAUGAUUUUCUUGAAAACUUACAGAAACCUUCAAUUGGUGUUAUUGGGACAGCUGGGACAAUCUAUGAAAACACUUUGGUUACCACUAGCACAGGAUGGAGAGUCCCUAUCUCCGCCGAGGAAAUUCAGCAGGAAACUGGUAUCAAUAAAAUCGUUUUCCUAAAUGACCUUGUAGUUGCAGGACAUGGAAUCCAUGAAAUUACCUCUGAUCAAUCGCUAACUAUAAGAGAUCUCCCAAUCAGCUAUGGCAAGCCCAAAGUCUUAAUGUCCCUCGGAACUGGUCUUGGCGUUUGCUAUCAGGUCUGAAAUGGUUCAGAAUACCUAUUAUCUCCUUCAGAAGGAGGUUGGGUCGAUUUUUCCCCAAAAAAAGAAAUCGACUGAAAAUUCAUGCAAUUUUACCGCAGAUACAAAGACGCAAAUAAUUUAGAAAACACUGGAAUUAGGGUCGAAGAAUGCAUUGCAGGAAAAUUCGCUCAGAUAAUUUAUAUAUUUUUAAGAGAAGAAUUCCCAGAUUUAAUUGACCCAGCUUUUGACCAAAAAUUUAACUCUGAUCCGAGCAAAAUGGUAGCAACCAUGAUGCAUGAAGGGUUUAAUGGGACUAACCAAUUAGCACAGUUAUCAGUAAGGACAUGGGCAAGAUACCUUGGCUAUGAAUGUGGAAAUCUAAUAGCAGCUUUUUUGCCGUUUGGAGGUCUUUAUUUGUAUGGGACUUUAAUAUAUACCUACGCAGAGCAGAUUUCGAAAUCCCCUGAUUUCCUUGAAGGAUUGUUUGCAAAAGACUCAGGAUUAUUAGCAAUUAUUGAAAAAAUCCCGAUUUCAAUUAUUACAGCGCAGGAUUUAGGCCUGGCAGGGUGCAAUAGAGUUGCUAGACAAUUAAAUUUGAGUAUUUAA
This is a messenger RNA of Blepharisma stoltei, 1384 nucleotides long. The record is from the annotation of a GenBank genome assembly. Lineage: Eukaryota; Ciliophora; Heterotrichea; Heterotrichida; Blepharismidae.